Molecule: messenger RNA, 363 nt
Organism: Chlorella variabilis
Lineage: Eukaryota; Viridiplantae; Chlorophyta; Trebouxiophyceae; Chlorellales; Chlorellaceae
Exons: 4
Molecular function (GO): tRNA binding
Source: RefSeq, a predicted model, not a curated record
CUGGUCAAGUUUGUGCCGGAGGAGCGCAUGCGGGGGCGGCGCGUGGCGGUGGUGUGCAACCUCAAGCCCGCCAAGAUGCGGGACGUCAUGUCGCACGGCAUGGUGCUGUGCGCCUCCAACGACACACACGACCAGGUGGAGCCCAUUGACCCGCCAGAGGGGGUGCCGGUGGGGGAGCGCAUACGCUUCGAGGGGUACACCAAGGAGCCCGAGGCGCAGCUCAACCCCAAGAAGAAGCAGUUUGAGAAGAUUGCGCCAGACCUUCGGGUGGAUGCAAACGGCGUGUGCGUGUAUCGCGGCGUGCCCAUGCUGACCAGCGCUGGACCCGUGACCGCUUCCAUCCCCAAUGCUUGGAUCAAGUGA